GCUUGUGUGCCUUCUCGGUAUUACUAAAAGCAUUUUUUAAUAUUUUCUUUUUUAUCAUUUUUUCAACUCUGAAUAUUUUGGAUGGAAAGGGGAUACUUCAUGCGAGGUUAUUACCAUAUGUAAAGACGGAACCGCUACAGAAAACCAGUUCGGAAGAGCGCGCCCAGCAGAGCUCGGAGCCCCGGCGACCGGACCCUUCCUGUGAGCAGCCCGCCGAGCCCUGCCCGCUCCAGCAGCACUGUCCCGGCCGCAGCCACGACACCCCCGGACCCCGGACACCCAGCACCAUUCAGCGCGAAGCUCUUUCACCAGACAUGCCCUGUGUGCAGGCUCAGUACGGGCCCGCCCCUCCAGGCUCAGCUUACUCUGGCCAGUCCUUCAGUUACCAGGGUGACAGCUACAGCUCUGACCUCAUGACCCCUGACUACACCAAGCUGGACCUGGGUGGGGGUGAGAUCUCUGCUGCUGCCACCACCUCCCUCCCAAGCUUCAACGUCUUCGUGGAGGGGAGCUAUGAGCCCAAGUCCUCCUGCCUUUACCAGAUGCCCCCACACAGACCCACCAUCAAAAAGGAGGAGGAGAGCUACCCAACUGCCCCACCACUGGAGGCCAUGUCCUCCUCCAGCAUGUACUUUAAACAGUCUCCCCCUUCCACUCCCACCACCCCUUCUCUGCCGCCACAACCUGGCACCUCCUUCCUGUGGGAGGACCACCCCCUGGCUCCUCCGUCCCACCCUCAUUCUCUGGGCUCUGGCCUAGACACGGGCCCCCUCAAGUCCCCUCGCUUUCCACAUUUCUACCAGCACUCGCCACCCCACAGUGGUGGCAGCGUCGGCGGCUAUGAGAGCCUGGGAGGACUGGUUCGAACCUCUUCUUCUUCCUCCUCCUCAUCAUCAUCGGUGUCCCACCCUCACGGCCCACCCCUGGAACAGCCCAUGUACCAGCUGCCCCGAGGGCCUGGGGGCAGCAGCCUCGCCUUUCGCUCUCUGGCUCUUGGGCCCUGCGGCCCUCUACUAGGGGAUAGCUUGCCCUCACCACCCCAUCGUGGCAACCAAGGAGAGGGCACCUGUGCUGUGUGUGGGGACAACGCAGCCUGCCAGCACUACGGCGUACGCACCUGUGAGGGCUGCAAGGGUUUCUUCAAGCGCACGGUGCAGAAAAACGCCAAGUAUGUGUGUCUGGCCAGCAAGAACUGUCCCGUGGACAAGAGGAGACGCAACCGCUGCCAGUACUGCCGCUUUCAGAAGUGUCUGAGUGUGGGCAUGGUGAAGGAAGUGGUUCGUACUGAUAGCCUGAAGGGGCGCCGAGGCCGUCUGCCCUCAAAACCAAAAAGCCCCCUGCAGUCAGAGGCAUCUCCACCCUCCCCACCCCUCAGCCUGCUCUCCGCUCUGCUCAGGGCUUAUUCCCACUGCACACCACGAGACCUUGAUUACAGCCAGUUUAGUGCCGCUGACCCUCCAUCUGCCACCUCAGACGCAGAGCACAUCCAGCUCUUCUACAGGCUGCUCACCAUCUCGAUGGAUUCCACGCGGUGCUGGGCCGACCACCUGCCCGGCUUCUCUGAACUUCAGCGUGAUGAUCAGAACCUGCUCAUAGACUCUGCCUUCCUGGAGCUGUUUGUCCUGCGACUGGCUCACAGGUCCAUGCUGUCAGAGGAUAAGCUGGUGUUCUGCAAUGGCUCGGUGCUGCACAGGUUCCAGUGCCUUCGAGGGUUCGGAGAGUGGCUGGACUCCAUCCGGGACUUCUCCACCCACCUCCAGAGCCUAAAUCUGGACGCCUCUGCCUUUGCCUGCCUGGCCGCCCUCGUACUGCUCACAGAACAAGUUCCAGGUCUGAAGGACUCAAAGCGGGUCGAGGAACUGCAAAAUAAAGUCAUUUGUUGUCUCAGAGACCACCUGGGCUCCUGCCCUUCCUCCUCUUCCUCGUCCAAGGCUUUGCCUCCUCUUAGUCGGGUUCUGAGUUUAAGGGCAGAACUCCGUUCUCAGAGGACCCAGGGCCUUCAGCGAAUCUUUUAUCUGAAGUUGGAGGAUCUGGUACCACCUCCACCGUUGAUCGACAGGUUCCUGGACACCCUGCCGUACUGACAGUUCAGGCUGAAGACGGAGAGAAAAAACCCAUUUCAUAUCCUGUUCAGGCCUUCCCCCUCCCCAAGGAGCAUGCACACAUAUCCAGAUGAGAAACGCGCUCCUUUCUGACUGAUGUGGAGCAGAGAGAGCCGAUCCAAAGCUCUCAGUCAGCAGGACGAUACUAAAAACGCCUUUCACUCAAAUGGACAGCCAACAUAAUGCUUUUCACUUGUAUAAAAGACAGUUACUUAAAUGCUUUACUACUUUUUAUUUGAUCCUCCUGUUUUUCUCACACGAGGGAGGAUGUCGAGGUGGAGAUGAACAACAGAAAAAAAGACUUCACUGUUUUUCUCCAUCUGGGUGGCAGCUCAUUCUGCAAAAAAAAAAAGACGAGUUUAUGAGUACUGUUUAUCUAUGUUUUGGCCUGGCUAAAUCUGUCUGAACCUUCUUUUUUAGGAAAAUUGAGGUGUCAGCAUGACUGAAUGUUCUGAGCUGUUGAUGUCACAGAGAGACACAAGUUACCUCUCGCUGAAACAAGCACCGCAGUGUUUUUUUUCGUAAAUGCCAGACAGCAGAAGAAUAGAGAGGCAGAAACACGUCAAAGCAGGAAGCAGAUAUUUCAUAAACACAUGGAAGUGACUGUGGAGGUGGGCUCUUAAUAAUAAGUGCAAUUUCAUAAGUGCUGUCUCACCACUAAAGGAAGAGAUGGAGGAGGAACAGUCUAAUUUCAAACUCUAAAUUAUUUUAAUACAAAGACUUCUCCUGUGCAGUCAGUAGCUAAACACAAGAGGUACAUUUUCUGUCUGGCUUUAAGCGGCAGAAGAGAUCCCUGUGCACUAACGGUCGAUGACUGAGUCACCCAGACUUGAACUUGCUCAAAUUUUUUUUUUUUUUAUUAUUAUUAUUAACUCAUUUUGAAAUUGUAGGUCAAGUAAGACUCUGAGGAAUGAACUUUGACAGAAAUUGGCUUUUGAAGCACUUAGACCCCAAGAAGGGCUAGAAGCAUAGACACACACCCGACCUGCUCAUCCGGUGGAUGGUGGGGAGUUGGAGGGUGCUCGACAGAUAGACGCACGUCCAGGGGGUGAAACAUUCCACAUUUGUGCUUCUUUUUUCUUUUUUUUUUUUUUCCUUCUUUACAUUUCUAUUCUGGAGGUUGUGUGAGAGUGCGGAGGACACCGUCUUUGUGCACAUGCUUAGAGAAGUCAGGAUCAUAUGCAUGGUGUGUUAUAAGCUGUCGAGAGCUGCCAUAGCAUUUCAGAACAGCUCAGCCUGUGUUUGUGUCUCAGACUGCAACUUUAUGGGGAUCUCCCUGGGCCUCCACCACCCACUCACACCCUCACUGCAGCAGUUUUAAAAUGAAAAAAAUUAUAUAGAUAUAAAUAUAAAUAUAUAUAUAAAUAUAUACAAAACUAAUAUUUUGAAGUGUUUUUAGCUUUUUCAAAUAUUGUGGUACGAGUUGUGUAUUUUUUUUCUUUUUUGAAGAGAAACAAGUAAAGAAAAAAAAUGCUGUUUUUCAAUGUCCCUCUUUGGUUAGUUUCCUGUUUGAUUUUUUUUCUUUUUCUUUUUGUUCACUGGAUUUUCUGUUCAGCACUUUGAAAUCAUAAACUAGUUCUGAUUAUUCUGAUCCCCUGUCCCCUGUGUUUU
This is a messenger RNA of Cololabis saira (Pacific saury), 3713 nucleotides long. RefSeq names its product nuclear receptor subfamily 4, group A, member 3 (gene nr4a3). The transcript is spliced from 8 exons. Gene Ontology annotation, molecular function: RNA polymerase II cis-regulatory region sequence-specific DNA binding; zinc ion binding; nuclear receptor activity. The coding region runs from base 315 to 2084 and encodes 589 amino acids. NCBI's taxonomy places the organism in Eukaryota, Metazoa, Chordata, Actinopteri, Beloniformes, Belonidae. Gene Ontology annotation, biological process: cellular response to corticotropin-releasing hormone stimulus; regulation of transcription by RNA polymerase II. Gene Ontology annotation, cellular component: nucleus; transcription regulator complex. The record is from RefSeq and is a predicted model, not a curated record.